AUGGCUCUUUCACCACUCACCAUACUUGUGGUCAUUGCCACCAUCUUCCUCCCAUCCAUUGCUGUGGCCAAGGACAUUGUAGUUGGGGAUGAUCAUGGAUGGACAGUAGGCUUUGAUUACUCUGCUUGGGCUGCUGAUAAGACCUUCUUUGUUGGGGACGUACUUGUAUUCAAGUAUCCUGUUGGAGAACACAAUGUAUUCAAAGUGAAUGGAACUGCAUUCCAGAGCUGCACUGUUCCUCCACCAAGUGAAGCAUUGACUACUGGAAGUGACCGUAUUGUAUUGGCAAUUCCUGGAAGAAAAUGGUACAUUUGUGGUUUUGGAGGUCACUGCAGUGCUGGCCAAAAGCUUGUUAUCACAGUUCAACCCCAAACACUGCCCCCAACCCUACCACCUGCCCCUGCACCUUCACCUUCUAAGGAUGGACCUGGUUUUGGUGGAUGGGUGUCUAAGAUAUUAACCAUAUUUCACUAA
Vigna umbellata (rice bean) is the source of this 474-nucleotide messenger RNA. RefSeq names its product blue copper protein 1a-like. Gene Ontology annotation, molecular function: electron transfer activity. The record is from RefSeq and is a predicted model, not a curated record. Gene Ontology annotation, cellular component: plasma membrane. NCBI's taxonomy places the organism in Eukaryota, Viridiplantae, Streptophyta, Magnoliopsida, Fabales, Fabaceae.